Messenger RNA from Benincasa hispida (wax gourd), 318 nucleotides. The record is from RefSeq and is a predicted model, not a curated record. NCBI's taxonomy places the organism in Eukaryota, Viridiplantae, Streptophyta, Magnoliopsida, Cucurbitales, Cucurbitaceae.
AUGAUCCUAGAAAAGGUAGUGAAUCCUUCACGCAAAGAUUGGGCCAUGAACCUGGACGAUGCCUUGUGGGCAUACAGGACCGCCUAUAAAACACUUAUAGGCAUGUCCUCGUAUGCACUGGUGUUUGGGAAGGCAUGCAACUUACCACUUGAAUUGGAGCACAGAGCAUUGUGGGCAGUGAAGAAGCUCAAUUUUGAUUUGAAGACCGUAGGGGAGACAAGAAAACUUCAGUUGAUCGACCUAGACGAAUGGAGAACUCAACCAUAUGAAAAUGCCAAGAUCUACAAGGAGCGUGCAAAAUGUUGGCAUGACAAAUGA